Molecule: messenger RNA, 1758 nt
Organism: Nelumbo nucifera (sacred lotus)
Lineage: Eukaryota; Viridiplantae; Streptophyta; Magnoliopsida; Proteales; Nelumbonaceae
Product: ammonium transporter 3 member 1-like
Biological process (GO): ammonium transmembrane transport
Cellular component (GO): plasma membrane
Molecular function (GO): ammonium channel activity
Source: RefSeq, a predicted model, not a curated record
AAUACCCUUUUAUCCAUCGAAUCACCAAAAUAAAUCUCUACAAAUGUCGAGCUGAGUACUCACUGUGUAUGUGUAUUCGAGAUUUCGAGGCAGGGAGGUUCUGUUUCUGUUUCAGAAAUGGCGGCCAGUGUAGUGCCGAUAGCCUACCAAAACAACACAUCGUCAGUGCCGGACUGGCUAAACAAAGGAGACAACGCAUGGCAGUUGAUAUCGGCGACGCUGGUCGGGAUGCAGAGCGUGCCGGGUCUUGUCAUCCUCUAUGGAAGCAUAGUGAAGAAGAAAUGGGCAGUCAAUUCAGCUUUCAUGGCGCUCUACGCCUUCGCUGCCGUCUUAAUCUGCUGGGUCACCUGGGCUUACAAGAUGUCUUUUGGUGAUCGUCUCCUCCCAUUCUGGGGCAAGGCCGGUCCUGCUUUAGGCCAGAAGUUUCUGAUCAGACAAGCGAGGUUGCCGGAGACGACGCAGUUAUACCAUAAUGGAACCGAGGAGACGGCUACGAUUGCACCGUUUUAUCCUAUGGCGUCCAUGGUUUACUUUCAGUUCGUGUUUGCUGCGAUUACAGUGAUUUUGCUAGCUGGGUCGCUCCUGGGUAGAAUGAACAUCAAGGCUUGGAUGCUUUUCGUCCCGCUCUGGCUCACCUUUUCUUACACAGUCGGUGCUUUCAGUCUCUGGGGCGGUGGAUUCUUGUUCCACUGGGGCGUCAUGGACUACUCCGGCGGCUACGUCAUCCACCUCUCCUCCGGCAUCGCCGGCUUCACGGCAGCUUAUUGGGUGGGACCGAGAUCGACAAAGGACAGGGAGAGGUUCCCACCGAACAACGUUUUACUGAUGUUGGCCGGUGCAGGGUUGCUGUGGAUGGGUUGGGCUGGAUUCAACGGUGGAGAUCCUUACACGGCGAAUAUUGACUCGUCCAUGGCCGUACUGAACACAAACAUCUGUGCAGCGACGAGUUUGCUGGUGUGGACUUGCCUCGAUGUCAUCUUCUUUAACAAACCUUCGGUGAUCGGAGCCGUCCAGGGAAUGAUCACAGGGCUUGUCUGUAUCACGCCCGGUGCAGGCCUUGUUCAGGGAUGGGCUGCAAUUAUCAUGGGAAUAUUAUCAGGCAGCAUUCCUUGGUUCACAAUGAUGGUCGUCCACAAGAGGUCGAAGUUGCUUCAAAAGGUCGAUGACACCCUCGCAGUGUUCCACACACAUGCCGUCGCAGGCUUCCUAGGAGGUCUCACCACCGGAAUCUUUGCUGAGCCAGAGCUGUGUGCACUCUUCUUGGCAGUGACCAACUCUAGGGGUGGAGUCUAUGGGGGUUCUGGUGGGGUUCAAGUCCUCAAACAGAUUGUUGGGGCUGGUUUCAUCACUGGCUGGAAUGUUGUGAUUACUACAAUUAUAUGCUUGGCAAUAAAGUUGGUGAUGCCUCUGAGAAUGUCGGAGGAGCAACUGUUGAUCGGAGAUGAUGCAGUCCACGGCGAAGAAGCCUACGCGCUGUGGGGCGAUGGAGAGAAGUAUGACUCCACCAAGCAUGGCUGGUAUUCUGAUGACACUACACACAAUAAAGUGGCCAGUGGUGUUACUCAGAUGGUCUAGGUUUAAAGAGAAGUGGGUGCUUCUUGUGAAUUAUAAUAGGAGAUAUAUAGUCAAAUUCAUGUUCAUAAGGUCGGUGAUGAUUUGUAGGGGUAAAUUAAUUCUUGUUCAUAUGUUUAUAAGUUGCACUGAAUUUUUGAGUUGAUAGAAUGAUGCUUUGAGGGUUUCAUAGUGUUGUUGGUUUCA